Molecule: messenger RNA, 2343 nt
Organism: Diachasma alloeum
Lineage: Eukaryota; Metazoa; Arthropoda; Insecta; Hymenoptera; Braconidae
Product: sialin
Exons: 9
Coding region: 198-1778 (526 amino acids)
Biological process (GO): transmembrane transport; monoatomic anion transport
Cellular component (GO): plasma membrane
Molecular function (GO): transmembrane transporter activity
Source: RefSeq, a predicted model, not a curated record
CCCAUCCGAAUGGGCCACAGGGUAAUCACUGCCCGUUGGGGACCGAAACGAAUAGCAUUAGAGGUACAACAAGUUGUCACGAUUGCCCUCAGUGUUAACGUGGCGAAUAAGGUCACACACAAAAAACUAUUCAAAAUGUGCCGAAAGUACAGGCACGUUUACGUUCAGGAGUAUUACGGACUGAUUUUGUGAUAACAAUGGCAGCUCUAGUGAGACUCAAACGGAGUAGUGUACAGCUGAGAGCAGCCGCGGCUGAAGUUAGAGCGGCUGUGAGAGCACGACACAUCGUAGCUGGUCUCGUGGGAGUGGGAUUUGCUCUCUGCGGUGCAGUGGAAGUCAGCUCAUCAGUUGCUUUACUCGCUAAUCUUGAGGACAACCAUGCGAUCAUUGACACUUCGUGGCAUUGCGACAUGCUGGUCAACAUCAGCAGUCGAAAUCGCACUGAGGAUGUUCAGAUCAUUGCCUUUGAGCUCCUGCCAGUUGAGAGGAUCGAAUCAAACAUGCGAGAGGCAUUUCUCUGGGGACAGGUGGCGGGCCCAAUUCUGGGAGGAACUCUUGUCUGGGGGCGCUCUGGACCCUCGAUGGUCUUCUCCCGGGCAGUUCUCAGCGCCUGUCUAGCGUCGUUACUCGUCCCUGCGGCGUGGAAGGGACCGUCACAUGUUGCACUUCGAUUAUUCCAGGGAAUGUGUACAGGCGCAACGAUGCCAGCUGCUCACAUGUUCGCUAUGACCUGGUUCAAGAGUAAUCAUCGGAGUUGGUAUUUUAGUUGUUACGCAGCUGUCAGUGUUGGGUAUUGCCUGACCGGCUGGAUAGGGACUGCAGUUGUUCGAUCAUUUGGGAGGGAUUCCCUUUGUUAUGGCCUAGUGCUGAUAGCCCUCUGUUGGUACUUCACAUUUGGCCAUUUUGUCAAGGAUACUCCGAAAUCCUAUCAGCAUGAUACGAACGCCGCUGUGAUACCAUGGGGAAAAUUGCUGCGUUCAGUGCCAGUCUGGGCGUCAGCAGUCGCCACAAUGGGUAAUCAGUGGGGUGAUGCCACUCUCUCACUCGGUAUGACCAAGUACCUCAAGCUCAUUUACGGUUUCUCAACUGCUAACGACUCGGUGCUGACUACUCUGCCCCACAUUGGACACUUUAUGGCUGCUCUCAUGUGCGGAUUACUGGUUGAUCAUGUGAGGGAGGCUAAGAUAGUCUCCACAACGACCGCGAGGAAAUUAGUUGUUUAUACAGCGCAUUUCAUACCUGCAGCUCUCCUAUUCGUCGCUGGUUACGCAGGAUGUCAGGCGCUGGGUGCAGCCUGGCUGGGAAUAGCCGCUCUUCUUGUCUCAGGAACAGCUCCCGCCGGGGCGUUAGCCGCGAUAGCUGACCUCGCGCCCGCAGAGUCCCCCGCGUGUGCAGCAGCCGCCUGUGCACUGUGCUCCACAUUAGGCGCGGCUGGACUUCUAGCUGCCAAUUACUUCGUCACACAGGCACUUCAUGGAUCGAUCGCUGGUUCCUGGCGUUUGGUCUUCGGCGUCGCUUCACUGGUUCUCCUUAUAACCGCGGCGGUAUUCCUCGCCCUGGGAAAAGGCGUACCCCAGCCCUGGAUACCCUCCGUAGCCCGACCACGCAGUCACGAUGUUAUUUACGAGCAGGACGCCCUUGAACUGGAUUACGAGGAUGUUGGUGUGCAAACCGAGCCGUACGAUCUCUACGACGUGGAAGACAUCGAGAGCCUCAACGAGGUCCCACGGUCAUCCUCGAUCCACUCAAAGCACUCCGUCGAAUCGACCAACAACUGAACUGGGAAGUAACCGGGAGUCAUUAAAACUUAUUACUCAUCCUGCGGAAGUGAUGGGAUGUUACAUAGGCAGGAACAGACUCUUCCCAUCCAUGGGAAAUAUAUUUGUCUUCUUAUCGAUGUCGAGUCGUUUGAAACAACUCCAUCAUCGGUGUUACGUAAAAGUAUUCUCUUUCUCGGUUAAGUAGAGUAGACACUUAAUUAUACAUGUGUAUUUUUUCAAUCAAUGGUAAUUAAUCGAUCGACACACAGUGAUCGAGGUGAAUUCUCAGUACUCCACGACUGUUUUAUCUCAAUCUCGAUGGACAAGUGGAAUUUUUCGAAGAUACCGGGUGAUUCACAGCUACAGGAAUUUAAAUAUAGAACAUUCUUUAUGAAGUAAACAAUGUGGUAUCUCGAUUGAAUAAUUUCGCAGAAGUGAUCUUCAGUUGUUUGAGGUGAUAGUCAUACAUGUGUGUCCGCACUGAUAAGACGAUUCAUAUAUAUUGUUAACCCUGGAUUGGUCACCCUAUGAGGGAAAGACUGCUACGCAUCGUUUUUCUUCAAUUUCAAUUGACUGGCUGACC